Messenger RNA from Heterobilharzia americana, 753 nucleotides. NCBI's taxonomy places the organism in Eukaryota, Metazoa, Platyhelminthes, Trematoda, Strigeidida, Schistosomatidae. The record is from the annotation of a GenBank genome assembly.
AUGUGGGAUCCAGUUGUAGUCAAUGUUAGCCAUCUGUCGUGUCAGACAAGUAGGGUUGCUUCGGAUAGGAGGUCACUUAUUUACUUGCAACCCCCAAAUGUUUUGGUUGGCAGGAAAAGAGCCCGGUUAGACGAUCUCACAGAGGAGGAGAAAAUUAUCAGAAGGAAAAUACUAAACAGAGAAGCAGCCCAAAAAGCACGUGAUCGCAAGAGGAAUUUGAUGGAGCAUAUGGAGGAAAACUUAGCUCAACUACGAUGGGAGAAUGAAUAUCUAAAGUCAUCUAACAAGAUGCUACAACAAAAAUUUGUGGAGCAGGAACAAAAAUUUCAAAUUCUUCAAAAGAAAUUUGAGGGUGUCAUUAAGCGUGUGGAGAGGUUUGCUGAAAAAGGGAGUGGCUCUCUGUCUGCUCGUACUACUGUAUCUCCACAUUUGUCUAAAAUGGACCCUGUCGAAACUCCCCUGUACAACGAUGCUCCAGAAGAUGUCUCGUCAACGCUUUUUGAUGCUCAAGUCGUUGAGGUCACAACACAUGAUCCGUCUGAAACUCCGAAGUCUAGGAACUACGAUUCCGCUGACAACUUAACCCCAAGCUCCCCUCUUUAUGAGAACAUUUUGUCCAGUCUCCAAGAAGAUGGUGUGCCGAGCAUCCCAGGAUUAACUGACUCAUAUGACUCGGAGGAGAGUCUUAGUGAUCUCCUAGAACUUUUGAGUGGCGAUGCUUUCGAAGAUGAUGUCCUUACGGGUGGUUUUUGA